UAAAAGCAGUGAAAUCACAGGAACCACCUGGAGCACGUUGGAUUCCCUACAAAUUACAUAUGAAGAAGCAAGACUCAAACUGCCAGAGGCUGAACGAUUCACAGAUUUGACAGAUUCAGAAGACUCUCCACUCAAACGUAGACGGAGAAGAAUGAAGAAGAAUGUAGUCCUUGAAGAGGAAGACAGUGAAAGUGAGAGGCAGCAAGCAUCCACACUACCCAGCCCUCCCGAAAUGGCUUCUGCAAAGAAGCGGCCUUAUUCACUCUCCCUGCUUUCACAGUCGUCUCCUACAGCCGUCAACGUAGGAAGCUCAGGCAAUGAAAGGACUGCUGUCAGUGAAUUGUGCUCCGAAAGAAGGUGCAACAUAACACCUACCCCACUGUCAAGAAUGAGAGAGGAUGUUGAUUCUCUCAGUGGAGGAAACACCACACCAUCCCAGGUCAGAACUGACCAUUCCGGCAUAUUGAUUAAUAGAAGAACCACAGCUACACCAACUCGUGCCCAAAAUGCAGACUUCAGUGAAUCUGUGAUACGAACCAUCCUGACCAAUCAAGAAGUCAUCAAAGAUCAGAUGGGCAUUUUGGUGAAGCUAGUUCAUCAGUUAAAGGGAACUGCAGAAGAGAGCCCAUCUCUACCACCGGAAACACUUCCGGUUGCAACCCUUCAAGAGCUUCUGGUUUUGGAGGGACAGCUGCUUGAUCAAGAAUUCAAGAAAACUCUGACGAUUACCUUGGCACAAAGAGUAGGUACAGCCGUUAAGGACACUGUUUGGAGAAUGAUGGGAUACCUCUUGACCAAUGAACUUGCCAGACAGAUGAAUUGGAAAGGAGCCAAUGGCAAGGCAGCCUUCAAGAACCUUAUUCUAAGAGGGAUAAUCAAUGAGGCUGUACGAAGAAACCGACUUACAGCAACAUCAACAGAUCAAGAAACUGAACUGUGGAUUAAAAGGUGGCUCCAUCUUGCUGGAGACAGAGAUGGAGGACGCCGUGCCAGGCAGCGAACUGAUAACUGAUGUAACUGAGACAGUCUACUUGUUAGGAACAAUGCUAUAGUUCAGCAUACUUUCAGCUACAUACUUUAAUUGUUGUGACAAAUUUAAAGUUUAAUUUGUUUUGUUAACUUUGUUCAAUGUGGCUUAGUUUUAUUCUGUUUUCAGCCAUUAUAAUGGGUGUUUUUUGCAUUGUGUUAGAGUGGAGCAACCAUCAAAAAAUAUAUUUAACGCUAGGCAGAGGUGCUGUCAUUUCGUGAACACAAGUUGAUUGUAACAGAGGACAUUAAACACUAUUUUUUCCCAAAACUUACAAGGGGGAAUGCAAACGUUGUUCCACAGGAGCUCACGGACUGCAGAUGUGCCCACAGGCAUUUUUUGUUUAUUGGCCCAUUCAGAAAAUCUAACAUUUUCUAUUUAGCUCACUGUUCUUUAAUUUUAAUAAAUGGAAAUGAAUAACAAAA
Molecule: messenger RNA, 1452 nt
Organism: Cyprinus carpio (common carp)
Lineage: Eukaryota; Metazoa; Chordata; Actinopteri; Cypriniformes; Cyprinidae
Source: RefSeq, a predicted model, not a curated record